Messenger RNA from Phycodurus eques (leafy seadragon), 3027 nucleotides. RefSeq names its product fibroblast growth factor receptor 1-A-like. The coding region runs from base 720 to 2948 and encodes 742 amino acids. Gene Ontology annotation, molecular function: fibroblast growth factor receptor activity; fibroblast growth factor binding; ATP binding. Lineage: Eukaryota; Metazoa; Chordata; Actinopteri; Syngnathiformes; Syngnathidae. The record is from RefSeq and is a predicted model, not a curated record. Gene Ontology annotation, biological process: positive regulation of kinase activity; positive regulation of cell population proliferation; protein phosphorylation. The transcript is spliced from 16 exons. Gene Ontology annotation, cellular component: membrane; signaling receptor complex.
AGGGGAAGCCAACAGGAAGUGUGGGUCAGGGAUUGGUGCGCUGGAAUGUUCCAGAUGCGCCGCAUUCCGGUCUGUGACCGACCCACCCACAGCGUGUGUGUGUGUGUGUGUGUGUGUGCGUGCGUGUGUGUGCGCGCGCGCGCGUGUGUGUGCGUGUGCGGCCCCGGCACAUCAUCCACAGACCGAGUGACAUAUGAGACAAUGUGACUAUGGACUAUUAAUUAACACGUCAAAUGUGUUUUGUUGAAAUGCCGACCAUCAGGAAAACAACAGUCUCCGCUUGAUGACGUCACAACGAUUGCCGUGUCCUCUUCCCGGCGUCUUUGGUUCACUCGGAAUUCCCACAAGCGUCCUCUGCGUGUCUGCGCGCGUCACUGACGUCUAAUAUCCAAGAUACGAUUGGAUUAGACAGAAUCGCUCUGUUUGGGAAACACCUGCAAAUUCAGACUGUCCCUGAAGGCAACACCAGGCACAGAUAGAUGGAUGGAUAGAUAAAUUUGAGACUGAGCGAAAGUUAGCCCCUCCCCCAGGGAGGUGCUCGUGCACGCCACAGAGCGCAUGCCCGCGCUCUCUCUCCUGACAGUCGAGCUGCUGAUGAUGAAGAUGACGAAGACGACGAUCUGUGCGGCGCAGGACUGAAAGAAGACGUGGACGAGUGCUCCUCGCGUGCUCCUCGCAGCUGAUUGGACGACGAGGUUGAGAUUGCGACUUCCCGCAAGAUGCCGCCGCUGCCACUGGUCCUCAUGUUGCUACUUCCUGUCGCCGGGUCACGCCCCUCCGCCCGCGGCGACCGCUCGGACGCAGGUGAGACCGCCCCGGACGCAGUCGAUUCGGCGACCGUGUCGUCUGAGGAUGAGGAGGAUGAAGAUGAAGUCGAGUCGUCAUCGGAGGAAAGCAAGCACGAGGAUGACGACGUGACGAAGAGCAACGAAAGCAAACGACGACGACCGCGGCGACGACCGUCGUCGCUGGCGUCGCCUCCUCGCUGGUCGUCUCCGGACAACAUGAGGCGGACGCCGUACGCUCUCCCCGCCGGCGGAACGGUCAAGUUCCGUUGCCCGGCGACGGGAAGCCCCGCCCCCACGCUCGACUGGUACAAGGACGGAAAUGACGUGAGACGACGCCAACGGAUCGGCGGCUACAAGAUCCGAGAACACGCGUGGACGCUCGCCCUGGCGACGCUGCUGCCCUCGGACAAAGGAAACUACACGUGUGUCGCGCACAACACGCACGGGCGCAUUCGACACCGCUUCACGCUCGACGUCGUCGAGCGCCCCGCUCACAGGCCCAUCCUCCAGGCGGGGCUUCCGGCCAAUCAGACGGCCGUGGCGGGCGACGAGGUGCGCUUCGCGUGUCGCGUGUUCAGCGACUUGCAGCCUCACGUGCAGUGGAUCAAGGCCGACUACGCCGGCCAGCCCGUCGGACCCGACGGGCGCCCCGGCGGCCUCGUCGUCAAGGAGGGGAGCGUCGACGCGUCGCAAGACGACCUGGAGAGCCUCGCGUUGACCAACGUUAGCGCCGCCGACGCCGGCGAGUAUGCGUGCGUGGCCGCCAACUCCGUCGGCGUCUCGCACCAAUCGGCCUGGCUCACCGUGCUGGAGGACCCGCCCCCCGGCCCGCCCCUUUCCCACAGCUACCCUCGCAUCUUCUUCUACUGCGUCGGCUUCUUCAUCGCGGUCACGCUGACCUUCGCCGCCGUCAUCUGUAAGCUGUGCUCCGCCCCCAGGAAGGGCGUCGCUCCCGGGAGCCCGCUGGUCGUCCGCAAACUCGCCAAGAGCGUCGCGCUCAAGAAACAGGUGUCUCCGGGGUCGUCGUGGUCCGGCCGGUCCAAUUUGUCUUCCGUGCGCCCGCCUCGUCCCUCCGCCGUGACCGCCGACUGCGCGCUGCCGUACGAUCCUCGGUGGGAACUUCCUCGUGAAAGGCUGACGUUGGGCAAGCCGCUGGGCGAGGGCUGCUUCGGGCAGGUGGCCUUGGCGGAGGUCGUCGGCCUGGACAAGGAGCGUCCGGCGCGCGUCACCGAGGUGGCGGUGAAGACGGUCAAAGCCGACGCCGGCGAGAAGGACCUGACGGACCUCGUCUCGGAGAUGGAGAUGAUGAAGAUGGUCGGUCGCCACAAGAACAUCAUCAACCUGAUUGGCGCCUGCACGCGCGACGGGCCCCUGUACGUGGUGGUGGAGUACGCCGCCCGGGGGAACCUCAGGGAGCACCUCCGUGCGCGUCGCCCGCCCGACUCAGAGUACUGGCGCCGCUCGGCUGAGGGGCCGCCAGGCGGCGUGGAUCUCCAAGAGCUGGUGUCGGCGGCGUACCAGGUGGGCCGAGGAAUGGCGUACCUGGCAUCGAAGAAGUGCGUCCACAGAGACUUGGCGGCCCGUAACGUUCUGGUCACGCACGACCUCGUCAUGAAGAUCGCAGACUUUGGCCUGGCCAGAGACGUGCACCACGUGGACUACUACAAGAAAACCACCAAUGGUCCUUUGCCCGUCAAGUGGAUGGCGCCUGAAGCUUUGUUUGACCGCGUCUACACGCACCAAAGUGACGUGUGGUCUUUCGGCGUCCUGCUGUGGGAAAUCUUCACGCUGGGAGCGUCUCCGUAUCCCGGCGUCCCCGUGGAGGAUCUCUUCAAACUUCUGAAGGAAGGUCACCGCCUGGACAAACCUUACGCCUGCACGCAACAGCUGACUACCUGGACUUGUCCAACCCCCUCAUCCGGACUCCUCCGCUGGGCUCCAGCCCCACAACCGGCUCCACGUAGACGCGCUCCUGGAUCGUCAUCAUCAUCAUCAUCCAGGAGGAGGAGCUUCAAAAGCAGGAAGUACAUGAAGCGUCUCGGUCCGUUGUGUUUGUUGUUUAUAACGCGUGUAAAUAUUGUUGAUAAUUGUGAAAAGGAACCCCCCAAAAAGUGUUUUGAAGAGUUUGUAACAGUGAAAAUAAUCAUUUCGUCUUUUUAGUUCCACUAUUUUUGAUUAUGCGCUCUGACAUUGGCUGUCAACGAGUCACUCCAGCUCAGCAAAAUGACAAUCGUUAUAA